This is a messenger RNA of Pygocentrus nattereri (red-bellied piranha), 3442 nucleotides long. RefSeq names its product ubiquitin-like 3a (gene ubl3a). Lineage: Eukaryota; Metazoa; Chordata; Actinopteri; Characiformes; Serrasalmidae. Gene Ontology annotation, molecular function: protein binding. The record is from RefSeq and is a predicted model, not a curated record. The coding region runs from base 673 to 1026 and encodes 117 amino acids. The transcript is spliced from 5 exons.
UACAUACCAAACGACGCCGCGCCUUUUUAUCUCCGAGCCCAGCAAAGCAGCUCCGCUUUCGCCGCUCCGCUUCUUCUCCCCCCGCCAACUGCCGCCAUGUUUUUGUGAGGCAGAAUGACAGCAGAGAGAGCGCAGAGGAAGACGAACGUAGACUGUGAAAAAUCCUACACAUAACAGUGUUUUUUUUUAUUCGUUUGGAUGCCCGGUUUUUCUCAGUAACGACAUUACGACGGAAGUCAUUUUGUAGGAUUAAUUUGUCAAAAGCAAGGAUUUCCUCAGAAAAGGUCAAGUCUUGGAUGUUAUGGUACACUAAUAUUCUAUUUUUCAUAUGGCGUAGGACACUUUUUCUAACAUAUCCUUUCGUUCAGGAUGGGAGGGAAUCCUCCCACGUAAAAACGAGAAUUGAAUUUUGUCCUGUCUUUUUUCGUACGUUCUGUGCUACCAUGAGAAGUAAACGAAUUAGAUGUGUAUUUAAAGACGAACACGUUCCUAUAUACUUAUAAAACCUCCGCUGUGUUUACAACUUCGUUCGAACGGCAGGAGUAACAAAAUCAACCCGAGUGUUUUUUUCUGUGGUAAAGUGGUUUCAAGCUAUCCGUGGUGAACUGUCAAACAAAGAAGGAAGAAAACUUUUUAAAUCUGAAGUGACUGUGCAAAGAAAGACGACAAAAGAUGACGGGCAGUAUCCCAUCUGAUAUGAUCAAUUUGAGGCUCAUCUUGGUGAGCGGAAAGACAAAGGAGUUUCUGUUCUCUCCCAAUGACUCAGCCGCGGACAUCGCCAAGCAUGUGUAUGACAACUGGCCAAUGGACUGGGAAGAGGAGCAGGUGAGCAGUCCCAACAUCCUGCGGCUCAUCUACCAGGGCCGCUUUCUGCACGGCAACGUCACGCUAGGAGCUUUAAAACUGCCCCUUGGAAAAACAACAGUGAUGCAUUUAGUUGCUAGAGAGACGUUGCCCGAGCCAAAUUCCCAAGGCCAGAGGAAUCGGGAGAAAACUGGAGAGAGCAACUGCUGUGUGAUUCUGUAAAGAUGUCCCUCUAUCCAUGAUCCAGUGCAUUCUGUAGUUUCCUAUGCUGCUGAAAAACAAACACAUACAAGGACAUCAACCAGAAGACUAGUCUAUAUGUGUGGGCAGUCUAGAGUGUCUUGGUCACAUUUUACCACUUGCAAAGUAUAGUAUAAAAUGCAGCAGAUGAUGAAACAGAAUCCCUCUUUAUAACAUUUCAUCAGUCUUUUUGCCUCCAUCUUCCUCUCCCUCCCUCCCUUAUUCACACAUAUACUGUCAUAUAUUGUAAACUCUCUCUCUCUCUUUCUGUCUGUCUCACUUUCAUACUCCUUUCUCACUUGUCCUUUUCUUCACGCAUAGUCACAUGCACACUCCCCCGUCAAUUUGCACAUGGAGGAAACACUCUUGUUUUCAGAUUCCACUCAGAUUAAAGAGCAGGAGGAUUAGCAGAGCAGAGUUCCAUGCUUCAGUGCCACCUGCUUAGACAAAACAGGGAGAGAAGACCGUGGAAUAUGACAGUGUCUGACAAACUGUUGAGUUCAGCCGAUACACCAGACAUGGGCUUGGCAUUUCUGAUUUGCUUCCUCCUUUGUGUCUCCAUUGGGAAGGUAAAGGCACUUGCCUCUGUUAGCAGCAGUUCACACAGUAGUGAAUCAACCUCUGCAUUGCUGUAGUCCUGUUUCUCCUCAGUAUGUCAGACCACAGAAGCAAGCAUUUAACCACUGAGUGAAUUAACAUCUGUAGUCAACUGUUUGCAGCACAGCAAACCAAGCAUUAAUGUGCCUGAUCAAUGUUAAUGGCUAUUUUUUUUGUUUGUUUUCUCUCUUAGUAAUGAACUCUGUUCAUCUUUUGAAGUGCACAUUUUAUGGAUAUAGUUCUAGAUGACAGUGCAAUCCUUGGCUCACAGAUGCAAAUCUAGUAGUUGCAGGUCAGAUGCAAACGUAGCAGACUUGAUUCUGUCAUUAACCAGGAAGGCCGAUAGGUUGCUGUUGCAGGGUAACAUUUUCUGUUAGCGGGUUAUUUGAUUGACCAACCAGUGUUUUGUUCACCCUUACUAGAUAGUUUUAAUUCCUCCUCAUAGAGGAGUUUUAAGAUAAAUUCCUUUAUUUUUUAAAGGUGCAAGAGGCAGGAUUGUUUCUUUAAAUAGCAUUAACUGAUCGAAAUAAAAUGGUUGUCACUAAAUCAAAGUUAUUCACUGAUGUGUUAUUGUAGCUCAUGUUGUUUCUGUCCCUCAGAUAGGUGCUUGCUACAGGUGUGACAGUGUAAUGAUCAGCUCCAGUCAGCCACUCACUGCAGCACUACACUUGCCUCCCAGCUCUAGUGACAUUAGUUGUGUAACAACAUAACUAUAGUCAUUUUUUUCUUCAUUUAAAUGUUGUUUAAAAUAUUGUGAGGAUGCAGAAUCAUGGAGCCUUGAAUUACAUUAAAUCCUGGGCUGUAUCAUGACAUUGUUAGAGCAUGGACUUCAAAAUGUAUUGAUAAUUGGAUUAAAAACUAAGACCAAACUGCUUUUAAAUUGUGUUAUCAUCAAUAACAGUAAUUAGAGCACAAAUAAAAGAUUUACCUAACUAGCUUUUCAGAAUUUUAAGGAGAAUACUAUGGGCACAAAGGGAAUUUUGCACAGUGAGCUAUUUAACAAAUAUUUAACAAAUAAAAUCUUUAUUUUGGUUUUCAGCUACAACAUGGUAAUGCAAAUGGUCUAGUGUGGGAGCUUCAUAUAUAUAUAUAUAUAUAUAUAUAUAUAUAUAUAUAUAUAUAUGAAGACAGAAUUGUGACAGUGUUUAGAAACAAAGCCAGGUCUUGUUCAUUUGACAGCAGAGUGAACUAUUUUAAUUUAGUUGUGAUAGAAGUCACUGUUUGUGCUUCAAGCCAGAAGUCAUAUAGGAAAUGAAGUUUUACUCUCUCUUACCUGUCUGAAAUGAUACAUUUACACAGCACUAAAGCAUGUGCUAGUUUAUCUUUGUUUGUAUGAUUUGUUUCCCCGAUUUUCUUUUAAUAUUAUGUCCAAAUGGGAAUUCAAACUCAAGGUUAUGUUUGUGUAGAGUAUAUUCAAAAUGAACCAUAUAGAGAAUAUGACAAUAGAUUAUUGAUAUAGCUGUAUCGGUGUCUAGUGUAUGAUUGUCUAAACAGUUAGUUUAUUAGCAGUGGGAAAAGUCAUCCGCUGAUGUCUUGUACUUUACCAGCAAAAUCCCCUAACAAUAAAAACUAUUGUAUUGUGUUUUCUUUUAUUCAUUUUUUUUCCAAAUGUUUAUUUUUUUUAUUUGCUUUAUGCUUUUUAACACAGCACUAGCUCAUCAGACUACAGCUUAUUCUGAUCAGGGUUCAAAUAUGUACAGCGCUGAAGUUUUCAGAAAUGAUUGUAAAUAGAAACUAAUGGUAUCUCCAAACUACAAAUGGAAUUACAUCUAUAAAUUGAAUAAAGAAUAUUGAAGUGAAA